Molecule: messenger RNA, 274 nt
Organism: Racocetra fulgida
Lineage: Eukaryota; Fungi; Glomeromycota; Glomeromycetes; Diversisporales; Gigasporaceae
Source: the annotation of a GenBank genome assembly
GCCUCAAGAAGAAGAUCAAAAACAGUUCAAUGAUACAUCUUCAUAUAAUCAGACUUCAUUUAAUCAGAAUGGUGGUACUGUGCAAACACCUUAUCAACCACCGCAGUAUUCAAAUCAAAUGUCAAAUAAUCAGAUUGUUAAUAAUACUGCUAAACAUUAUCAACCACAUCAAUUUUCAACCCCUCAUCAACCACAUCAAUUUUCAACCCCUUAUCAACCACAUCAAUUUUCAACCCCUUAUCAACCACCGCAGUUUUCGAACCCUUAUCAAUGA